GGAAUCCGAAAGGCAGUAGGACUUGUGUUUCUUGUCUCUCUAUAUAUAUAUAUAUAUAUAUAUGUAUAACAUUUUUCACAAUCCAUAAAUCAUUUUGUAGUGUACGUAAUUUAUUUGGGACGAAGAAGAUCAAUAGAUCCAUCGUAAAGAGAGCUGGAAAUGGGUGGAGUUCCUAGUGGGUAUCACUUCCUUCCUACAGAAGAAGAGCUGCUUGGAUACUAUUUGACGACGAAGGUCUACCGUACUGAUCCAUUGUUUAACAACAACAUCAUUCCUGACUAUUGUGAUGUAUUCCACACCAUCCCGGAGGAUUUGCCAGGUGAACCUAGGAUCAAAAGAUAUUUCUUUGUCAGAUCUUCUGACGCUAACAAACUCAACACAACCACCACCAGUGGCGGUGGUUACUGGGAGGCGAUUGGCACAGAAGAAGAUAUUGAAGUAGUGUUUAGAGGCAAAAAAGUGCGUGCGAUGAAGAGAUUGCUGGUUUUCUAUAGAGAGACGGACGUCCCAACUCCUUGGGUCAUGCGCGAGUAUCGUCUUCUACACUCUGAUGACGUCAUCCCCAAUUCUACCGAGAAAUGUUCCGGAGCAAAAGAAGAUUGGGUGGUUUGUUGCGUAAAAGAGAAAAAAACAAAACCUGUGUGUGAUAGUGAGGAAUUGUUUGUGACUGGGUCUCCUGUUAUGGAUUUAACAUCCGAUGAAGAAGACGACUCCGAGCUUCCUCGACCUUCCUCUUCUUCUUCCUCUUCUUCUUCCUCUUCCAGUUAGGGCAAUUUUUUUUUUUUUUUUCUCCUAAUAAAUGUAUUGAUGGAUUACUUAUUUAACUUUGAGUAGAAUCACAUUUUUUGUUA
Messenger RNA from Cornus florida, 851 nucleotides. Its product is annotated as NAC domain-containing protein 92-like. The record is from RefSeq and is a predicted model, not a curated record. Gene Ontology annotation, biological process: regulation of DNA-templated transcription. Bases 160 to 768 code for a protein of 202 amino acids. Gene Ontology annotation, molecular function: DNA binding. The transcript has 3 exons. Lineage: Eukaryota; Viridiplantae; Streptophyta; Magnoliopsida; Cornales; Cornaceae.